This is a messenger RNA of Aspergillus terreus NIH2624, 1725 nucleotides long. RefSeq names its product MFS transporter. Gene Ontology annotation, molecular function: transmembrane transporter activity. The record is from RefSeq and is a predicted model, not a curated record. The transcript is spliced from 6 exons. NCBI's taxonomy places the organism in Eukaryota, Fungi, Ascomycota, Eurotiomycetes, Eurotiales, Aspergillaceae. The coding region runs from base 1 to 1725 and encodes 574 amino acids. Gene Ontology annotation, biological process: transmembrane transport.
AUGGCGUCUGCUAGCUCAUCUAGCAGCGACUCGCUAUCCCAUCUUCCUACCGCGCAUCCGGAGCGUAACCCGAGCUUCGAGCCCAUCCGAUCCCCAACCAUCACGCGACGGCAAACCAAUGUCGACCUUGCGCGGAUCGAGUCGCUGCGCCUAACACACCAGUCGACGGUCGGAUCGACCACUGGUCCAGAGCCGCGAGAGAAAUGGCUUCCCUUUGGGGGAGGGAAAGACUACCCUCCCAAACUCCCUGAUCCGGAGAAGUAUGUCGUGGAGUUCACGGGGGCAGACGAUCCUUUUCAUCCGCGAAAUUGGCCUUUGGCGCGCAAGAUCACGAUCUCUUGCCUCUUGGCGUUUGUUACGUUUACUGCAUCGUUCGCCAGCGCCAUCUUCUCCGCGGCUGUCGGCCAGGCGAGCGAGGAUUUCGGCAUCAGCAGGGAGGUCGCAACGCUGGGCGUCACGCUUUAUGUGUUGGGAUUUGCGGCCGGGCCGACCCUCUGGGCCCCGGCAUCUGAGCUGAUCGGGCGGAAAUGGCCCAUCAUGGUCGGUGUGUUCGGAUACUCCAUAUUCACCAUUGCAACGGCAACAGCGAAGGAUGUACAGACACUCAUGUUGACGCGGUUCUUCGCGGGUAUGUUCUCUGCUAGUCCGAUCGCCAUCGUGCCCGCGGCGUAUGCCGAUAUCUACAAUAACAGCACACGUGGUAUUGCGAUUGCGAUGUUCGCGAUGGCGGUGUUUGUUGGUCCAUUUGCGUCGCCGUUCACGGGUGGCUUUAUCACCCAGAGUUAUCUCCACUGGCGGUGGACGAUGUACAUCUCAGCCAUCAUGGGCUUUCUCGGACUGGUGUUGCUGUUGCUCUUUUACAAGGAGACUUACCCUCCCGUUCUGUUGAUCGAGAAGGCGGCCACCCUUCGCCGUCAGACGCGCAACUGGGGUAUCCAUGCCAAGCAGGAUGAAGUCGAGCUGGACCUUCGGGAGUUGAUCAAUGUCAACUUCAGCCGGCCGUUCCGGAUGCUCUUUACGGAGCCGAUCGUCUUUUUGGUGACAUUGUACAUGUCGUUCAUUUACGGGUUGAUGUAUGCCCUUCUCGCCGCAUACCCCGUCGUGUUCCAAGGUAAACACGGGAUGAAUUUGGGUGUUGGCAGUCUUCCAUUCAUUGGGUUGAUCGUGGGCGAGUUCUUUGGGGGGAUAUAUAUUCUGAUCGUGCAACAAUCAUAUAUCAAGAAACUAGCCGCCAACAACGACAUCCCCGUGCCGGAAUGGAGAUUACCACCGUGCAUUGUCGGCGGCUGUGCCUUUACCAUCGGGCUGUUUUGGUAUGGAUGGACCGGCUGGACGAAGAGCAUUCACUGGAUGGCACCGACCGCAUCCGGAGUCUUCACUGGGUUCGGCAUCUAUGUGAUCUUCCUGCAGUGCUUCAAUUACCUGAUUGAUUCGUAUCUCCAAUUUGCCGCGUCGGUCUUCGCCGCCAACACGAUUUUGCGGUCCGCGGUAGGGGCGUGCUUCCCACUCUUCUCCCGUCAAAUGUUUGUGAACUUGGGGGUUCAGUGGGCGGGAACACUGCUGGGAUGCUUGUCGUUUAUCAUGAUCCCGAUCCCGCUGGGUUUCAUCUUACUGGGACCGAGGCUGCGGAGGAAGAGCAGAUUCGCUCCCUCUCCAGCUUUUUUUGAGGAGAAAGGGCCUAAUGAGUAUAUUGUCACCAUCCCCAUACUCGGCCCCACGUUGUAG